CGCGUGGAGAGGCGUGCCUCAGAUUGCGCUCAAAUUUGAGUCGGUGCAUCAGUGACGAGCACAUUUCAGUUUGAAUCUGCUCGAAACUGGAUCCCUGGAGGGGGUUUGGACCAACUCAAAGGCACGGAUGAGCGGACAUAGACCGUAUUUCAACUUGAAAAGGGAAGUGUGCCACAUUGAUUGGAGCGUUCUGCUGCGCGCACGCCCCGAGGAGGACGCAGCUGAUGGGUUCAGGCAGCCUUGUUCUAAAAGAUUAUUUUAUCUGAUCUUAGAUGUAGAAAAAAUAUAUAAUCUGACUCUCGGAAUCUGUAAUUUAAACAAAAAACCUGUGCGUUCUGAGAGACUUCCCAUCAGCAGCCGCGCGUACUCAUUGGAUGUGGACCUGUCACAGUCCGGUUUUGAACGGACUGGUAGGUCUGGACCCAGUUGGAGGAGUAUAAAGUUGCUUAUCAGCAGAAGUCUCGGUGCUGCAUCGACUCUUUCCAAUUCCAGCAAUGACCACCGAGAGCAACGAGAUCAUGGAGAGCGACUCCCAGCUCCAGCGCUCCCCGAGCAACGUCCCCUUGCAGCCGGUCACAUCCAAGCUGCAGAGACUCAAGCGCUCGCUUUCCUUCAAGACCAUGAUGCGCAGUAAAAGCGUGGAGAACUUUUUCCAGAGGUCCUACAGUGAUGCUCGCCUCCCGCCGGACUUCAUCACAGACCCGCCGCCGCCGUCUCCCCCUCUGAUGCCCGGCUCCCCUCUCGUUGGCGAGCGCUCACCCUCUAUUUCCCCAUCUCUUAGCCCCAACCCCUCCAUCUCUUCCCACUCUCCGUCUCUUAGCCUUUCUCCAUCGUUACCCGCCAAGCCCUACCGACCGCAGAUUAACCACUGCUUCCAGGACCAUGUCUUUCGAAAGCCCACCAACUGCCAGCACUGCAAGCAAAUGAUAGUGGGAAACUCCAAACAAGCUUUGCGGUGUAAAACCUGCAAGAUGGCUGCUCACCUGUGGUGCACCUCUGAACUAUCACAGCAGCCGUGUCACGGGAAGUCCGGAGCAUUCAAGCGAAACUUCAGCUCGCCCAUGCUCGUCAACGACCAAUUGUCUGUCGUGAAGGAAGUUCUGCCGAGCCAAGAGACUGCACGGAUGCGUGUAGAUCCCGUUUAUGCCGCCUUGCGCUAUGGGACGUCCUUGGCACAGAUGAGCCGCUCCAGUUUUGGCAGUCUGUCAGAAUCGCCAACACGCAGUUUGGGGGAGGGAGGUGAGGAGAGGCAGCAGAGGCAGUGCAGCAUGGAGGAGGAGAUAACUCUGGAGACAGGGGACACUCUGGUCGCUGACGAGGAGAUGGAAAAGGAGGUGGACGAGAGCAGCGAGCAGGCGCAGGUUCUUUCAGAGGACAGCAGUGCAAAGAUACCAAAGCGCAUUGAAGUCCACUCUAUCCACACCUAUGUCGCGCUCUACAAGUUCCUCCCGCAGGAGCAGAACGACCUGGAACUUCAUCCCGGAGAUCGGGUUCAGGUCAUAGACGACUCUAAUGAGGAGUGGUGGAAGGGUAAAAGUGGAGACAAGAUCGGCUUUUUUCCCUCCAACUUUGUGCAAAGAGUUCGUCCAGGAGAACGCGUGUGGCGAGUCGUUCAAGGAACAUCUGGGAACCGAGAGAGAGGCCACAUGGCAGUGAGAGAGUCACAGAUCUGUGUUGGUAAGAGAGAUGACGGCGAGGUGUUUGUGAAGCUGAGCAGUGGGAAGAAGAGAGGCUUGGUCCCCGCUGACUCCAUAGAGGAGAUCUGAACCUUGUUUGUGGACGUCCAACCCUCCUCCUCCUCUACAUCCAGCUGGGUUUUCCUGAUAUUCAGCCCUGCCCUCCAUCCACCCUCUGGAGAACUAGCAGCCUCCUCCUUCAAACCUAAUAGAAAAUAUGCACUUCUGCAAACAUCUGGAAUGCUGAUAUUUGCAAGACUGCAAGCCUUUGAUGAAGCUAUGCAGUCUCCAAACUUCUACAAAAUGAACUUCUAUUCAAUUUUUAAGUGUUGCUUUUUACAUGUGUCUGUUGAAAGUCAGCAGUGAUGCUUUGACAAAGGUCUAAAAAAGGCUUUGGAUGUUUCUUUACAAGCGUGGGAAGAGACUGAAGCUGUCAUGGGAAGAUCAUGCUGGUGUGCCAGUAUCCAGUUUUUUUCCUUCCCCGCAUGAAUCUCAUCUGCGUCAAUUCUUUGUAGGAUUUUUGCCCUAGGGACCGAUAUGAGCUUUUGGUACAGCUACGCAAUAAGAGACUCAUGCCAAAAGCAACCACUGCCAUCAAUGGAAGCUAAACUGCCACUCGGAGACGGAGGACUUUCAGAUGACAACAGAAUAGGAGUAAACCUAGAGACUUUCAAACUUGCACAUCACCUUGUUUGUAGGUGUAAAGUAUCGGUUUAAAUUGGCCUCAAAAUGCUAUGAUUUUUUAUCUCUUUUCCAGGCCUCACAGAAAGACUCCAAAAUGCUUCAAGGAAAUGUUUAUUUUCCAUUUCUUUGCAGAAUAAUUAAUUAAGGAUGCUUGAGACAAGACUGAACAACCCUCUGGGUCUUAGUAGUGACGGUCUUGAGUCUAAAUCAUCUAUCGCUAGAUCAUCACACAUAGACGAUGUGGAAAGAAUUCAGUCUUUCCAGUCAAGCAAGAAAAAUGUGUUGUCAAGCGUUGCAAGUGGCCAAAGCCUCUUGUUUUUGUGCUAUUUUCCAUGAUGGAGCUCGCAGGUCGGUGUCUGCUGAGGCCCGCCGAGAGAGCAGCGAGUGCUGCCUGGCAUUUAAACGUGUGCGUUCAUGUUCAAACAGCAGGAAGUAAACUGCAGCCAGUCUGCCUGAAAAACAACAGCACAAAGGGGACGUUUCGGACCACAACGUCGAAAUCUAAGUUCCCCUGUAAGUUUGUAGGAUGCAGAGAAAACACAAAGAGAAGGCAAUACAGUGAAAAGGAAGACUCGAACCAUUAUGAGUCAGCACGCUUUCAGGUAGGCUGGUCCCCAUGAGCACACAAGUCAUCAUUGAUCAAAAGUCAGCCUGUCAUCUUCCACGCCCUCCCUGGCCUCUCCUGUCCUCUUGUUAUUGAUGUGACUUGUCAGUUCUGACUUUAAUUUGAACACAUUUCUUUGCUUGAAUGCAAGUUCACUCCUGGGUAGUUUAGAAAAGAGAAAAGAACAAAGAAAACGACUUGGAGCAGAAGAUUCAACAUAAAUGAGGAAUUGUGAACAACGUUUUUUUUCUGUUUGUCAGAAUUCAAAUGUACAGUAGCUGACUUUUAUUCUUUGUGAAAAAAAAAACAUUGUUUUAGUUUGUCAAAACAAAAGUAGCACUUUAUGUUCAUGAGCUGUGUUUUACUAUGACGUAUCUUUAAGUUAAAUGUCAGCAAACAAAAUAAUAAAUGCAGUUUGUCUUCAUCCUCAAGCUCUUUGGUGGAUGAGGUUUGCAUCAGCAGGCGAGAAAGAAAAAUUAACAAUAAAAGAAUAAUAGAAAAACUGGA
Molecule: messenger RNA, 3471 nt
Organism: Oryzias latipes (Japanese medaka)
Lineage: Eukaryota; Metazoa; Chordata; Actinopteri; Beloniformes; Adrianichthyidae
Product: SH3 and cysteine-rich domain-containing protein 2
Biological process (GO): positive regulation of voltage-gated calcium channel activity; positive regulation of protein localization to plasma membrane; skeletal muscle contraction
Molecular function (GO): protein binding
Source: RefSeq, a predicted model, not a curated record